This is a messenger RNA of Oryza brachyantha (malo sina), 1144 nucleotides long. Its product is annotated as tuliposide A-converting enzyme b1, amyloplastic-like. The transcript has a single exon. Gene Ontology annotation, molecular function: hydrolase activity. The record is from RefSeq and is a predicted model, not a curated record. Bases 15 to 1028 code for a protein of 337 amino acids. NCBI's taxonomy places the organism in Eukaryota, Viridiplantae, Streptophyta, Magnoliopsida, Poales, Poaceae.
GAGCGAAAAAUGGGAUGCAGAAUAUCACUCAACGUGAGGUCUGUAUAAACGCGACUCCUCAGCCAAUGCGACUCCUCCCCCCCUCCAUUGUGGCCAUGGAACCGCACAUGGAGGAGGUGGUGUUUGACAGCUCUUUCUUCCGCAUCUACAAGAACGGCAACGUGCACCGCCUCUACCGGCCCCCAAUAGUUGCCGCCGGCGUCGACGAUGCCACCGGAGUCGUCUCCAAGGACGUCGUCCUCGACACCGGGACAGGUUUGUUCGUCCGCGUCUACCUGCCCAAGGGGCAAGAACCUGGCAAAAAGCUUCCCCUCCUUGUGUACUUCCACGGCGGCGGCUUCAUCAUCGAGUCCGCGGACUCCGCCACUUACCACAACUACCUCAACGCCGUCGCCGCCGUGGCGGGGGUCCUUGUGGUGUCCGUCAACUACCGCUUAGCGCCGGAGAACCCGCUCCCUGCUGGAUACGAAGAUUCUUGGGCGGCGCUCCUGUGGGCGGUGUCCAGAAAGGACGACUGGCUCGCCGAGCACGGCGACACGGCCCGUGUCUUCGUCGCCGGCGACAGCGCCGGCGGCAACAUCGUGCACAACAUGCUCCUUAGGGCCUCCUCGAGCGACGGACCAACGAUAGAGGGCGCGAUCCUGCUCCAUCCGUUCUUCGGCGGGAGCACGGCCAUCGACGGCGAGUCCGAGGAGGCGGUCCACAUAACCUCGAAGGUGUGGACGUGCGCGUGCCCGGGGGCGGCCAACGGCGUGGACGACCCGAGGAUGAACCCAACCGCGCCUGGCGCGCCGGCGCUGGAGAGCGUCGGCUGCGCGCGGCUGCUCGUGUGCGCGGCGCAGGAGGACUGGCUCGCGGCGAGGGGCCGCGCUUACUACGCCGCCGUGGCCGCGAGCGCGUGGCGCGGGAGUGCGGCGUGGCACGAGACGGAGGGAGAGGGCCACGUCUUCUUCCUCCGCGCGCCGGGCAACUGCGACAAGGCCAGGCAGCUCAUGGAUCGCGUCGUGGCAUUCAUAUCAGGCGCAUGAAUCAACUACUCUCAGCUUUAAUACGGAGUAUAUUGCUUUGCAUGUUGCAGCUGUAUCUUGACUGAAAACAUCUCGAAAACGAAAUAAAUGGCAUACCAAUGUCAUUGUGGUAGAAA